UAACGUCAUCCACAACAACAACAACAACAACAACAUUGUUGGGACACACCAACACCGCCACCACCGCCGUUGUCGCCGCCGCAUCACCCUUUCAACUGAGCUUUCAAAUGGGUGCCGCAGAACCUGUGGUUGUUGUUGACAGAGAGAAUGAAACUGAAGCUGAAGUGAGAGAAGAAGGGGAUGCAAAGAAUAAGGUUGAAGAAGUGAAGGAUUUGGAGAAAGGGAAAGUGGGUUUUGAAGAGAGAGUGAUUCAUAGCAAUGAUGUUAGUAAUGGUGGUGAUGUUCAUAAUUAUCAUGAAGAAUUUAAUCUCUCUAGGUUCAACAGAUUGAACCCCACUAACCCUUUGAGGAUUGUGAUUAAUAGCUCCACCAGAGUUGCAACUCCUCCUCCUGCUGCUCAAUCUCAACAAUCUCAACCUCAACCUCAAUCUCAACAAUCUCAACGUUCUCACACACGUUCUACUCCAACCCCACCACAACAACAGCAACCAGUGACCCUGAAUUCCAGAAAAUAUACCAAUAGAAUAUCCCUGUUUCUAUUUGUUGUCCACAUGUUUAUAGCUAUUGCACUGGUGUGCUUUCUUGUGUUCAAGGGAAUUCAAGGGCUUAUCCAAGCAUCAGAUUCUAUGAAGAGGAAAGAGAAAAACGUGUUAAAGUAUUUUCUUCCUCAAGUGGAAGCAGCAGCUUUUAUGAGCAUAAUUCUGGCAUUCAUUUGGCAAGAGGCAAUUAGGAGAUGGCCCACAUUUAUGGUUCAUUUCAUAUUGUGGUUUACUUUUUUGAUGUCUCUGGCUGCAGGGAUUCUUCUCAUUUGCUUCCAAAAGGCUCCCACUGAUGGUGUUGGUGUUUGUUUCAUUGCUUUUGCAAUUGGAAAUGGCUUAUAUGCUUGUUGGGUUAGUCAUAGAAUUAAGUUUUGUUGUAAGAUCUUGAGUUUAUCACUUGAACCUGUCUCCAACUUCCGCGAUUUGAAUCGACCAACUUAUCAUAUGCUUUGGGCUGGAUUCUUGUGGAUAUCUCUAUGGGUUUUAGCAGUGAUUGGAGCAUUGAACUUCUAUUUUCCACCUUUGGUCAUCAUUGCAUUGGUGUUGAGUUUGGCUUGGACUACAGAGGUCAUGAGGAAUGUUGUUAAUAUCACUGUUAGUAGGGUUAUUGCUUUGUAUUACCUUAGAGGAAUGCAAUCUAGUACUCCAUUUUGCUUUCAGAGAGCAUUGACCCGGAAUCUUGGAAGUGCUUGUUUGGGGUCUCUCUUUGUGCCAACAAUUGAAGCACUGAGAAUUGUUGCCAGGGCACUGAAUUUGCUUGAGGGAGAAGAUGAGUUCAUGUUUUGUUGUGCUCGUUGUUGUUUGAGACUGAUGGAAUCCGUUUUCAGAAAUGGCAAUGGUUGGGCAUAUGUACAGAUAGCAGCAUAUGGAAAAGGUUUUGUAAUGGCAUCCCAACACACUUGGGCCCUCUUUGAGAAUGAAGACAUGGUGCAAAUUGUGGACUCUGAUAUAACCAGCUCAAUUUGCUUCCUCACAGGAGUUUGCAGUGGUGCUAUGUGUGUCAUUGUUGUGGCUGCUUGGACUCACACAGUACACCGAAGUUUCACAGCCACCCUAUCCCUCCUCACAUUCUUCAUUGGAUACCUUUUGACUAGGAUAGCCAUGGCAGUGCCUCAUGCAUGUGUGAGUUGUUACUAUGUGUGCUAUGCUGAGAAUCCAGAGAACAGACUAUUUGAUAAAACAAUUAAGGAUCGUCAAGCCUUGUUAAAAACUCGCCGUGAUGCUGUUGUGCGUACACCAAGGGGCAUGACUAGGAGGAAUCCAAGGACUUAGUGCGCCAAUUUUCUUUGUAAUUUUCAUGUUCAAGUUCAUGGUGGCUUCAAGAUAUUAUGACCAAAAGGGGCAUGACCAUGACCAAAAAGGGUUGAAUUGAAGUCAAUAUAUCCAUGAUGGCUAAGAAGGUGGUUUUGUUGAGAAUGGUUAAGCCAUUAUUGGAUAUUUUCGUAUUGGAGCAAAUGGGACUAAUCAACAAGCCCACUAAAAAAAGUGACUUGUCGUCCUGUCUUUGUUCUAUUAUGUACAUUUUUUGCAUAUUACUUAGUAUAUUCCAUAAGGUGAAGCCGCAUCACUAUUCUAUAGUAAGAUGUGCGUAGAAGCCACUAGCUUUUUAUUUAAUUAUUCUUGCAAUUGUUUAACGAUCUCCAUGUGUUAUUUAAAAAAUAAAAUAAA
Molecule: messenger RNA, 2207 nt
Organism: Gastrolobium bilobum
Lineage: Eukaryota; Viridiplantae; Streptophyta; Magnoliopsida; Fabales; Fabaceae
Product: protein PNS1
Exons: 5
Coding region: 108-1811 (567 amino acids)
Biological process (GO): transmembrane transport
Cellular component (GO): membrane
Molecular function (GO): transmembrane transporter activity
Source: RefSeq, a predicted model, not a curated record